AUGAUGCGUUUUGCCAUAUUAAAAAAACUUAAAGCUAGACUACCAUGUAGAAUACCUCAAACAGCAAGCGAUAAAUCAAUUUCUUCAACUUCAAAUUUAAACGAAUCUUUUAAGGUUCAAGAUGUAAAAGAUUUUAAUGACAGAGUCAAAAACAGCAAAGUACCAGUUAUAGUUGAUUUUUUUGCUACAUGGUGUAAUCCGUGCAGAUUGUUAACACCUCGUUUGGAAACCGUAAUUGCCGAAAGAAAAGGAAAAAUAAUUUUAGCAAAAGUUGAUAUUGACGAAAAUACUGAUCUUGCUUUAGAUUAUGAAGUGGGUUCUGUACCUGUAAUUUUAGCCAUGGACAAUGGUGAAGUUGUUGAUAAACUAAUAGGACUUCAAGAUGAAGAUAAGUUACGAAAAUUUAUCGAUAAAGUUUUGAGAGAACAUUGCGAGGUAGCCGAAAAAAAAGAUGUGAAAAAAGCUAAUCCAAAAUGA
Messenger RNA from Pediculus humanus corporis (human body louse), 477 nucleotides. Its product is annotated as thioredoxin, putative. Gene Ontology annotation, molecular function: protein-disulfide reductase activity; oxidoreductase activity, acting on a sulfur group of donors, disulfide as acceptor. Bases 1 to 477 code for a protein of 158 amino acids. Gene Ontology annotation, cellular component: cytoplasm. The transcript is spliced from 3 exons. Lineage: Eukaryota; Metazoa; Arthropoda; Insecta; Psocodea; Pediculidae. The record is from RefSeq and is a predicted model, not a curated record.